GCUGAUUCUCCUCAGUUGAAGGUUAUGGAGGACUUCGAGUGCGCAGCGACAAGAGGAAUUAAGAGGGCUGCAGCGAUCAAUUCAGAGGAACUAUGCAUACGUGAUAACAUAUUUUAAACCGGGGUAAUUCCAAGCUCUGAAGUAAAGCGGUGAAACUGAGACGAUGUCUCACGCCGAGGUGGAGUUGGGCGGCCGCGGGUUCGCGAGUCUCUCCAUGGCGGACGACCGUCUGGUCCGCGUACCGUCGGUGCUGCGGACGAACCCCCUGGGCGCCCGGAGGAACUCCUACGGGCUGCAGAAAAUCAGUAUGGACGUCGAAUCUUCCCUCUACAACGGCGCCCUGUCCAAAGCCCUGUCCUGGUCGGCGGAGAACAUCCCCACUCUGUCCGAGUCCAGAGCCGAGGAGGAGAAAACGGACGAGUCCCCUGCGUCGCCGUCUCCCGUUUCCAGCCCGGGCGCCGGCUCCAACACGGAGCCUGGCGGCGGCGGCGUCCCGGUGCCCGGCCUGCUGACGGACAGCUGGACCCCGCACCGGCAGGACGCCAGCUCUGACUCGGACAAUGAGCUGGUCCACAGUAAAAGGCUCAAAGUCCCGUCCCGCGUUUUGCUGGACACGAAGUGGGAGCAGGAGGAGAAGGAGGACGUGGAGACCAAAGCUGUGGCCACCUCUCCCGAUGGGAGAUAUCUCAAGUUCAACAUUGAGAUCGGAAGAGGCUCCUUCAAGACGGUCUAUAAGGGACUGGACACGGAGACCACAGUGGAAGUGGCAUGGUGUGAGCUACAGACGCGUAAGCUGACCAAGGUGGAAAGGCAGCGCUUCAGUGAAGAGGUGGAGAUGCUAAAGGGGCUGCAGCACCCAAACAUCGUCCGCUUCCACGACUCCUGGAAGUCCACGGUGAAGGGCCACAAGUGCAUCAUCCUGGUGACCGAACUCAUGACGUCAGGCACCCUCAAAACGUACCUGAAGAGGUUCAAGGAGAUGAAAUUGAAACUUUUGCAGCGCUGGAGCCGUCAGAUUCUCAAAGGGCUUCACUUCCUGCACACGCGUACGCCUCCUAUCAUCCACCGCGACCUCAAGUGCGACAACAUCUUCAUCACCGGCCCCACCGGCUCAGUCAAGAUCGGAGACCUGGGUCUGGCCACUCUCAAAAGUGCCUCCUUCGCUAAAAGUGUCAUUGGAACGCCGGAGUUCAUGGCCCCUGAGAUGUACGAGGAGAAAUAUGACGAAGCAGUGGACGUCUAUGCCUUUGGGAUGUGUAUCUUGGAGAUGGCGACCUCGGAGUACCCAUACUCUGAAUGCCAAAACGCUGCUCAGAUCUACCGCAAAGUUACCAGUGGAAUCAAACCCGACAGCUUCUAUAAAGUCAAAGUCCCAGAGCUCAAAGAGAUCAUCGAGGGAUGUAUUCGCAUGGACAAAGACGAAAGGUACACCAUUCAAGACCUCUUGGAACACACCUUCUUCCAGGAGAACAACGGCGUGCACGUGGAGCUGGCAGAGGAAGAUGACAUGGUGAAGUCGGGCCUAAAGCUGUGGCUGCGUAUGGACGACACCAAGAAGCUCCAUGGGAAGUACAAGGACAACAAUGCCAUUGAGUUCCUGUUCGAGCUCUACAAGGACGUGCCUGAGGAGGUGGCCCAGGAGAUGGUUGUGCUGGGCUUUGUGUGCGAGGCAGAUUUCAAACUGGUCGCCAAAGCCAUACGGGACCGGGUGACAGCCAUCAAGCGGCAGAGAGAGAAGCUGAGGCGGCAGGCGGAGGAGCAGAAGAGGAAACAGGAACAGGAGGCCAUAGAGGAAGAGCCUGAGCCCCUGCAGCCGCCCUCGCCUAAAGCCCGUGAUCCAGUCGCCCCAGAGAGCCUCACCCCCACCCUGGCACAGACACCUCCAACCCCGGUCCUGUCCCCGGUCAACAGCUCUGUGGAUUCUGGCGUCAGCUCCAGCUUCCCUGCAGAAGCGGAGGAGCCCGAAGCAGACCAGCACUUCCACGGCCGACACAAUAGCUGCUCCUCUGCUAAUUCUGACUGUGAGACGGACGGCUAUCUGAGCUCCUCGGGGCUUCAGGACCCUGUAGAUGUCGAUGGCCUCAACACUCAUCUGACCCCUCCACUCCAACACACCAACAUCCCGCCUGCAAAUGGCCUCCCCUUCCCAGCCCUCCGCUUCCCCUCGAGCAUUGCAGUAUCCAGCAACCCAGAAUGUGGCAACUCAGGCCCACCCAGCGGCUUCAGCUCUCCUGUGGACAGUUACGCCUCAGAUGUGACCUCAGGGUUGAGUGACGGCUAUGAGGGCCUACCAGAGAAGAGUGGCAAAACAGCUGCCAGGCGAACUGCUGGGAAGCUGUUCAGACGAAGAGCCCGGUCAAGACUGCGCAUCACAGGGCUUUCUGAUAAAGUGGACCGGGUGGUGGAGUGUCAGCUGCAGACCCACAAUGACAAGAUGGUUACCUUCAAGUUUGACCUGGAUGGCGAUAACCCUGAGGACAUUGCUGCUGUUAUGGUGCACAAUGAAUUCAUCCUGCCAUCAGAGAAGGAGGGCUUCAUCCAUCGCAUGGGUGACAUCAUCAAGCGGGCGGAGGCUCUCAUGGCGAAAGAACACUCUGUCCACGCUGGCACGCAUGUUGCUUCCCGGCCGCCCUUCCACAACGGGGUGAACUCAUUGUCUGCCUCCCAGCCCAAUCUGCAUAGUCACGGCCUGGCUCGAACCCACUCCUCUUCCUCCUUGCCUGCAUCUCCCCAGCAUUACCAACACCACCACCCAGCCUCCCUGCUGUCCCACCACCAGCAUUACCACCUGCCCUACAUGGGCCACACACACUUCCCAUUCCCGUACCCAUCAGCCCCGGGCUCCCCCAAGUCAACCGGGAGCCACCCCUCCCUAACGCGUGUGGCUAGCAAUCCCACCUUCCCAUCUGCCCCCUCCCCAGCCCCAGGGUCUCCUAGUCCCCUGACCGAAACCGUAACCCCGAGCGGCAAUGAGGGCGUCUCCUAUUCCCCGCCCACACAGCAGCACAAUAGCAUGUGGCCCCCUCACACUCAGCCCCUCUUUUCCCUGGCAAAUGUCAUCUCCAUGGCCAUGAGCAUGGCCCAGUCCUUCAUCCCUGCCAACCAGGGGAUGCCCUCUUUGCCAGGAUACCAACACCAGUUACCCCCCCACAUGGCGCCUCAGUCGGGUUUCCCCUCCGUCUACCCACCUCAUUAUCAGACCCAACCCAUAGAUGCCCCCUACCUCGCAGGAGGUGUGCAAGGGCAGCACAGUGUCUACCACAACCAAGAUGGCACACCCCACAUGGAUGGAUCCAGGUUCCCUCAGAGCGGACACCCUACUUGGCCACAUCCCAUGUCUACCCCGUCCAUGCCCUCUAGCCCCCCAUGGGUCCCUCCGGAGGCGUCGCAGCAGGCCAGAUCCCCCAAGCAAUCCAAUCUGACUCAGCAGGAUGGCUUCAGCAAUUGUGCAGUCCCUUAUCCAGGGCAAGCCCCCGUCAUAUCUCAUCUCCGCUCAGAGAGCUCCAGCUCGAACUCCCUCUCAGAUUCCUCCCCGUCACCUCCGGAGAGCCCGGAAAGCACUUUAUCAUCCUUCAGCCCUCAGUCACGUCCUGCACUCUCUAAGGUGGAUGCCAGUGUCCCCAGGCCUGAUGCCUCCCCCACCGACUCCGCAAAAGUCCAGUCUAAAGCGGUGACCGUUGGGCGCUUCCAGGUGACCCCCAGCAUGGAGAUCCCUGUGGCCCCUGUGUCUGGUGGAGCCGCUCCCGCCCGGCCCCAGUCCGUAGACACGCGCAGCAGCAGCAGCACCUCCUCAGAGAGCACCACAGAAGAACAGGGGGAGUCUGAGACCAGCCUGGGCACCUCCCUUACCAUGUCUCCUCCUCAGCCCCAUCCCCAUAGGGGCACAACCGCGGUCCUCCAGGACCUCGAGAGCCAGGCAGGGUGGGCCGGGCAUCAAGAGCCGCCGCAGCAGCAGCAGAAAGGAAAAGAAGCUGAAGAAGAGGAGGAGGAGGAUGAAGAACCGAAGGCAGAAGAGGCUGAGGGGCGGCAGAGACCGAGGAGGAGAAGUCAGAGGAGAACGUCAAGCCUCAGCCUGAUGGGGACAUCGGCGGACAGUGGGCUCUCAGUGACAGCCGCUGAGUCGGAGGGAAGGCUGUGGGAUGGCGCAGCAAGUAGCCCGCAGUGCAACACGGCCCUGCAUCAUUUAUGGAUGAUGAGCUACAGUCGCAAUACUGCGUACCUGAGUAGCGAUGACUCUGAGAGCGAGGAUGAAGACAUGUUAGAAGAGCUUCAAGAGCUCAGAAAAAAACACCUGACGGAGGUGCAGAGCCUGCAGGCCGCUCAGAAGAGAGAGAUUGAGGAGCUGUAUGAGAAGAUGGGUAAAGCCCCCCCACCGGGCAUCGUCUCUCCCGCUGCCAUGCUGUCCAGCCGCCAGCGCCGCCUCUCCAAAGGCAGCGGUUUCCCCUUGUCCCGCAGGAACAGUCUGCAACGCGUGGACAUACUGCCUCUCCAAGGCAUCAUAAGGAGGAAUUCUCUUGGAGGGAGCAGCAGCAGCUCCCAGGAUAAACCGAGCAAAGGCGUUACCUUUGCCACUGACAUUAGUAGAAUGUAAAAAUCCUCAGCCAAGCAAGCUGUAUAUCUGGACUACCUCAUCUGAAGCGUGACUGCAGUGGUCAAACUCAUCCUGUCGGAGCCAUGUCAUUCGUUUCACCCUUUCUCUGGGACACCGAGGGUUUCGAACGGCUUCCAUCUCUCCUGAUCCGAUGGUCCCAAGGUUCUGCCAGUGGUUAUUUACCUCAAAAUCUGUACACUGUCAAUGGACAAGCUGGAUUUACACAGGAACCCCAAGAUGUGAUUUCUUUUUUCUUUUUUCUUUUAAACCUCCAUGUAACAUAUAUCCAAUUGUUUUAUCGCGAGUUAAACACGGAUAAAUUCCUCAAUAUGGGGUUUCAUUGGGCUAAAAGUGUACUGGCUUUUGUUCCUGUGUAAAUGCAUCCAAGGAAAACGGCUGUCAAACCGAAUUAUUUCCUAUGAGAUCCAGGAUGUCACCUGAACAGGAAUCUGCAAAGUGUCCCGAUGCAUGUUUGCAUUAAGCAGUCGAGUGAUGGCAUGUGCAAAAUGCUGUAGAGAUACUACAACAUGCAGAAAUGGAGACGUGAAUGAUUAUCCUGCCGGCGUGACUCACUGCCAUUGUCAAUCAGAGCACAGUAAUGUGAACCAUAAGGCUGUGACAUGCGUCGCUGUCACUACCAGUUUUAAUCACAGAUGUCAAUAUUUUGGAGGAUGUCUCAACUUUAUUUGCUGCAGUCUGUUAAUGAUGUGUCAGCGCCUGCUGACCGCACAGUAACGUCACCUUUAAUACUAUAGUUUUAGCCUGUCUCUGGAGGCUCGUUGGAGCAGAUCAGAUGUGUUGUACAGUUGAGUAGAACCUCAUUUAUCCAUACAUGUAUUUUGACAGCAUGUCCGUGUAAUAUUGUUGUUGUUGUUUUAUGUCACCCGGACAUUUUACGGAUGACAGAGUGAACUUGUUUUUGUUGGGUUUUUUUUUUUUAGUUCUGACUAGUUCUGACAUUUUCAGAUGUAGUUAAUAGGAUAUCCAGGAGCAAUGUUUGUGUAAAUAUGCAAAUUGACUCAAUCCUAAAAUGAAAAAAAAGGAAAGAAAAAAAGAAGCUGUCACCUCAAAAGAUUUUAAUAAUGUUUGUCCACCUUAAAGACCAUACAGUUUUAACUUUUAGCUUACCACUUAAUUGACAACAAGCUUCCCCCAAACAGACAAAGUUGGACUUUUCCAAAUAUCGAGGUGGGAGAGAUGAGUAAGAAAAACUUUGUUUUGGAAGCUUGGCAUAUCUACUUUCAAAUGCUAUGGCUGGUUAAGAAAAGUUAUGAUUAGUCAUAGUUAAAUCCACCUAGAUUUAGACUACUGGCUUUCCCUCCAAUGUAAAUUGUGUGUGUGUGUGUGUGUGUGUGUGUGUGUGUGUGUGUGUGUGUGUGUGUGUGUGUGUGUGUGUGUGUGUGUGUGUGUG
Messenger RNA from Lampris incognitus (smalleye Pacific opah), 6002 nucleotides. RefSeq names its product WNK lysine deficient protein kinase 4a (gene wnk4a). Bases 164 to 4591 code for a protein of 1475 amino acids. The transcript has 20 exons. Gene Ontology annotation, molecular function: chloride channel inhibitor activity; ATP binding; potassium channel inhibitor activity. Gene Ontology annotation, biological process: intracellular signal transduction; monoatomic ion homeostasis; positive regulation of potassium ion import across plasma membrane. The record is from RefSeq and is a predicted model, not a curated record. NCBI's taxonomy places the organism in Eukaryota, Metazoa, Chordata, Actinopteri, Lampriformes, Lampridae. Gene Ontology annotation, cellular component: cytoplasm; cytosol.